UCUGUGCCAUAUACUCUGUAAGCUUCUGUAUCACGCUGCUAUGAGGAAAAUAACCUGUGUGUUUGUUGGCAGCACGGGACAGACAAUUGGCCUGUGAAGUGUUUCUACCCUGAAGUGUGGAAUAGAGCUGCUAAACGGCAAUGGUACCUGUGCAGAAUGCGGAGGACCUCAACCAACAGUGCAGGAAAAUGAGAACAGGGGAGAGUGAUGAUAACAGAGGCGACAGCAGCAGCAACGCCAACCUACACAAGCUUCCGUCUCAGACAGGAUGCGGAACGUUUACUUUUCUGUCAUCUGCCAUUGCUGCCAUCAGUGGAUUCCUAAUGGGUUAUGAACUAGGACUCAUCUCUGGGGCUCUUCUUCAGCUAAGCAGUAUACUAGCGCUUUCUUGCAAACAACAGGAAAUAGUUGUAAGCUCCCUCCUCAUUGGGGCCUUACUAGCCUCACUUACUGGUGGAUUUCUAAUAGACCGAUUUGGAAGGAGAAUUGCGAUUAUUAUAGCAUCUUGUUUACUUGUACUGGGAAGCCUGAUCUUGAUACUCAGUACAUCAUAUGGCAUACUUAUUGCAGGACGGAUUGCUAUUGGUAUUUCAAUAUCAUUAUCCUCAAUUGCAACAUGCGUAUAUAUCGCUGAGAUAGCCCCACAGCACAGAAGAGGCCUGCUUGUAUCAUUGAAUGAACUUAUGAUUGUGAUUGGCAUUCUUUUUGCCUACAUUGCAAAUUAUGUAUUCGCCAGUGUUUCCCAUGGCUGGAAGUAUAUGUUUGGCCUUGUGAUACCAAUAGGUGCCUUGCAAGCUAUUGCCAUGUAUUUCCUUCCACCAAGUCCUCGGUUUCUUGUUAUGAAAGGUGGUGAUGAAGCUGCUAGCAAGGUACUGGGAAGGUUAAGGGCAACUUCAAAUAAUGCUGAAGAACUCACUGUGAUCAAGUCUUCUUUGAAAGAUGAACAUCAGUACAGUUUCUUGGACCUGUUUCGUUCAAAAGACAACAUGAGAGCCCGAAUGCUAAUAGGCCUCACUCUAGUGUUUUUUGUGCAAACAACAGGGCAGCCUAACAUUUUAUUUUAUGCAUCCACUGUUUUGAAGUCAGUUGGGUUCCAGAGCAAUGAAGCAGCUAGCUUGGCCUCGACUGGAGUUGGAGUGGUUAAAGUGGUUAGUACAAUCCCAGCCACUGUUUUUGUGGAUCAAGUUGGAAGCAAAACCUUUCUGUGUGUUGGUUCUUCUAUUAUGGCAGUGUCACUGGUCACCAUGGGGUUGGUGAAUCUUAAUAUACACAUGAAUUUCACUAAUAUCUGUAGAAACCAGUUCCUGGAAGAUUCCAUUUUUCGUGAUCCAGGAAAUGUGAGUGCCAGCAAUGAGAGUCUCAAGGAGCAGUUUGCUAGUAUGCCUUCCCAGGGCAGAACAUCGCCAACCACGCUAAGAAAAUCUGAAAUUGCUAAGGCGGAGGAGCAGAACAGCACAGCCUUGGCAGGAGAAAGGACCUCUGCAGCAAGCCAAACAGCAUCCCACAUAGUAAUAGACACUGUGGAAGUUCCAGUUGCUCUGAAAUGGCUGUCUUUAGCCAGCUUGCUUGUUUAUGUUGCUGCUUUUUCCAUAGGUCUUGGACCAAUGACCUGGCUAGUGCUGAGUGAAAUUUUCCCUGGUGGGAUCAGAGGACGGGCCAUGGCUUUAACCUCUAGCAUGAACUGGGGUAUAAAUCUCCUCAUCUCCUUGACAUUUUUGACUGUAACUGACCUAAUUGGUCUGCCAUGGGUGUGUUUCAUUUACUCAAUAAUGAGUCUAGCAUCACUGGCUUUCAUCAUUGUGUUCAUACCAGAGACAAAGGGAUGCUCUUUAGAGCAAAUAUCCAUGGAACUAGCUAAACAGAAGUAUACAAAGAGCUCCCUUUGUUGGAUGGGCCAACGCAGAGAGAAACUAGUGCCAAUAGAACUUCCCAAGAAAGAUCAUCAUGAGCCUUUCUACUAGACUGGAGAAGGAUAUUUGUCCAAGGGCUACCAAGAAAGUUUCUCUAGAGAACUAAUGCUCAAAACCAUUCUGCAGUACUGACACUACUACACAACACUCAGUCUGUACUCCAUUCUUUAGUAGCUUUAUAUUGUCACUGAAAGAAAAAACAUUUAAGAUUUUUGUAGUUUAAAGUUUAUUAAAAUGGCUUAAAAUAAGUAAAGCCAACAUUCCUCACCUCCUCCAAAUUAACCAACCUCUGAAAUAUGGGAGGUGGAUGGGUAUGGAAAUAAAACAAUUACAAUAUUUAACAUAGGGAUAACCACACUCCUAACCUCUUCAACUUGUGGGGAGCCUCAGGGAGAUGGAAGGGAUUGAUAUCUCUUCUAUCCUAGCAACUGGAGACAGGAACAAUCAGAGAUGACUUCAAGAUCACUUUGUGUUGCAGCACAGGUCACAUUAGACUGGAAGCCUUGAAUAUAUAAAAGGAAGAAUCUGUGCAGUGCAGU
Molecule: messenger RNA, 2449 nt
Organism: Gopherus flavomarginatus (Mexican gopher tortoise)
Lineage: Eukaryota; Metazoa; Chordata; Testudines; Testudinidae
Gene: SLC2A12
Product: solute carrier family 2 member 12
Exons: 5
Coding region: 141-1961 (606 amino acids)
Biological process (GO): transmembrane transport
Cellular component (GO): membrane
Molecular function (GO): transmembrane transporter activity
Source: RefSeq, a predicted model, not a curated record